AUGAACCUGACAGAGGUUAACCAGUCAGAUUACUGUAUAAAUUCUUCCUGUCCAGAGAGAUCUGGAUCUCCUGCAGUUUAUAUCUUACUGUACGUGUGUUCAGCUGCUGUGGUUCUUCUAACAAUGUGUGGAAAUCUGCUUGUCAUCAUCUCUAUUUUUCACUUUAGGCAGCUUCACACACCAACCAACAUGCUCUUGCUCUCUCUGGCUGUAACGGAUUUCCUUGUUGGUGCUUUUGUGAUGCCUCUGAUGUUAAUCUGGAUUAUUGAGUCGUGCUGGAUUUUUGGGAGAGGAUUCUGCAUCAGUUUUUGGUUGAUUGCUUGUUUCCUCACAAUCUUGUCCAUUUAUAACAUCACUCUGAUUGCUGUGGAUCGCUAUUUUGCUCUUUCACACCCUUUUCUGUACAGGAACAGAGUAUCAGUGAGGAUCACUUGUACUGUAAUUGUGUUUGACUGGUGUGUAGUGGUGACCUACAUCAUAGCACUCAUGUAUGUCAAUGGAAACUUCACAAAUUCUUUUAUGUGUCCUGGAGAGUGUGUGUUUUAUAUCAAUGAGGUUUGGCCCUUUAUUGACCUUACACUAACAUUUAUAUUUCCUCUUUCUGUCAUAAUCAUAUUGUACAGUCGGGUUUUUCUGAUCGCUAAGAAACACGCCACUGCUAUCAGAGAGCUUAAUAAUCACACACGACCUCAAACACAGAAAAUCACCUCCCACUCCAUGAAAUCUGAGAGAAAAGCAGCCAAAGUCCUCGGUAUAGUAGUGUGUGUGUUUCUAGCGUGUUUACUUCCGUAUUAUAUUUACAGUUUAUUAGGUGGUGUUAUUGACCUGCAGGCAGAAACUAUUCAGAGGCUUAUGAUCGUGGUUUAUCUAAAUUCCACCAUCAAUCCGGUUAUUUACGCUCUGUUUUAUCCGUGGUUUAGGAGGUGCGUUACAUUAAUUAUAACUCUGCAGAUAUUCCAAACAGAUUCUGCAUUAAUCAAUGUGCUUUCAUGA
Silurus meridionalis is the source of this 993-nucleotide messenger RNA. Its product is annotated as trace amine-associated receptor 13c-like. The record is from RefSeq and is a predicted model, not a curated record. NCBI's taxonomy places the organism in Eukaryota, Metazoa, Chordata, Actinopteri, Siluriformes, Siluridae. The transcript has a single exon. Gene Ontology annotation, biological process: G protein-coupled receptor signaling pathway. Gene Ontology annotation, cellular component: membrane. Gene Ontology annotation, molecular function: trace-amine receptor activity. The coding region runs from base 1 to 993 and encodes 330 amino acids.